UCUGUGAGAAGCAGCAGUGACACCAUGACCAGCAACUGUUCGUUCGAAAGCGUGGACAACGUGAUGAGAUAUUUGGAGCUGGUCAUCUACAUCCCCAUCUUCCUCUUUGGUUCGGUUCUCAAUGUUGCAGCGCUCUUAGUGUUCUGCGUCUUUCUGCGGAAAUGGACAGAGUCAACUAUCUACAUGACCAACUUGGCUCUGAUGGACCUGCUCCUCCUCUUUCCUCUUCCCUUCAAAAUGCACGCCACCAACCACUGCUGGCAUGCCAACCUCCAACUUCUCUGUUCGGCUUUGGAAAGCCUGUAUUUUGGUGGGAUAUAUGGCAGCAUCUUCACCAUCAUGUGUAUAGCUGUGGACCGAUGGGUGGCUAUCUGCCACCCGUUCAAAGCCAAGCAACUGCGUUCACCCAAAGUGGCUCUGGGGACCUGCAUCGGGGUCUGGGUGAUGGUGCUGGCAGCGGUCUGUUCAACCACCUAUCGCUUCAGGGAUACCAGCCACAAGGAAUUCCGCUGCUUCCACAAGUUUUCAGAGGAAGGCUGGAGGCCUCCGAUGAUCAUCUGCGUGCUGGUGUUUGGGUUCCUGGUGCCUGCGUUGGUGGUGGUUUUCUGUUCGGUCCAGACAAUCCGGGCGCUUAAGCAGUCUGGCCAGCACAGCCUCCAGAGCCGCUCCUGUGUGAAGAUCAUCUACAGCAGUCUGAGUGCCUUCCUGCUUCCUUUCACCCCAAGCCACCUGGGCAUCCUUCUGCAGUUCCUGGUACAUCAAGGAAUGAUUCAAGACAGCGGCAGCAGGGCCGGGAUCAGCCUGUUCAUACAGACAGCUAUGUGCCUGUCCAACAUCUCCUGCUGUCUGGACGCUCUGUGCUACUACUUCAUCGCUCAUGAAGUGAGGAGCCCCAAACAUACCUUCAGGAUAUCAAUGAUCAGCCAAAGAAAAGCCACCUUCAGCACUUCAGAGGUCUGAACACAUACGUGACUAUUAAAGUUAAAAUAUAUAUUUUCUGGAGAUGGCUUCAUGAAUUUUAGCAGGGCGGUGAAACUGAAAGACAGAUGGUGUUCUUUCCAGUAGCUAAAAGGCAAACGUGGCAUGCACUAAGACUAAGUGGUCUGAAUGCAAUCUCAUUUAACCACAGUGCUUGAGAGGAUCUGAGUUCUGAUACAGGAUUUGGUCCAGUGACAGGAAGCCAUAGAUGCAUCUCUAACCUCAGAGGUACC
Messenger RNA from Anoplopoma fimbria (sablefish), 1211 nucleotides. Its product is annotated as G-protein coupled receptor 55. The coding region runs from base 25 to 960 and encodes 311 amino acids. NCBI's taxonomy places the organism in Eukaryota, Metazoa, Chordata, Actinopteri, Perciformes, Anoplopomatidae. Gene Ontology annotation, cellular component: membrane. The record is from RefSeq and is a predicted model, not a curated record. Gene Ontology annotation, biological process: phospholipase C-activating G protein-coupled receptor signaling pathway; positive regulation of Rho protein signal transduction. Gene Ontology annotation, molecular function: G protein-coupled receptor activity. The transcript has 3 exons.